GGAGUUCAUGAAGCGCUGCACCUCACACAUGCAGGCCAUCAUGCAGGGCUUCUCUUAUGAUCUCCUGAAGAAGAUAGACUCCCCUCAGCGGCUCAUCUGCAGCACACCCUGCCUGGCGGGCCUCCUGCAAGGAAGUCCUAAUGGCUCCCCUAACCGACCUCUUAAAGCUGGAGUCAUUUCUACCCAAAACAUCUACAGCUUUGGAUUUGGGAAGUUUUAUCUCACAGGAGGGACACAGCUUGCCUAUCUAGGCUCUCUUCCAAUAAUUGGAGAAAAGGAAGUGAUGCAAGCUGAUGAUGAGCCCACUUUCUCUUUCAUCAGUGGGCCUCACAUGGUCAUGACCAACCUUGUUUGGAAUGGGAGUAGAGUCACAGUGAAGAACUUGAAUCUCCCCACUCACCCUCACAGCAGCAGGCAGAGGCUGGCUGACUUACUGAUUGCUGAGCAGGAGCACAGCAGCAAGCUGCGGCAUCCUCACCUACUACAACUGAUGGCUGUGUGCCUGUCCCAGGACCUGGAGAAGACCCGACUUGUAUACGAGCGCAUCACCGUUGGCACACUAUUCAGCGUCCUCCAUGAACGACGGUCCGAGUUCCCUGUUUUGCACAUGGAGGUGAUGGUGCACUUACUGCUGCAGAUUGCUGAUGCCCUGAGAUACUUGCACUCCCGGGGCUUUGUCCACCGCUCCCUCAGCUCUUAUGCUGUCCACAUCGUGUCCGCAGGGGAAGCAAGGCUGACCAACCUGGAGUAUAUGUUGGAAAGCCAGGACAGUGGUGAACAAAAGGACCUGCAUCAAGUUCCCCUCCCCACGGAGCUGUACAACUGGGCUGCACCAGAAGUGAUCUUUCAGAAGGCAGCUACAGUGAAGUCGGACAUCUACAGCUUUUCCAUGAUCAUACAAGAGAUUUUAACAGACAGUGUACCCUGGAAUGAUUUAGACGGCUCAGCUAUUAAAGAAGCCAUCCUCUUGGGGAAUUAUUUAGAUGCUGAUGUCAGGCUUCCAAAACCUUACUAUGAUGUUGUUAGGUCAGGCGUCCAAGUCAAGCAGAAAGACCGAACUAUGAAUCUUCAAGAUAUCCAGUAUGUUCUGAAGAAUGACCUAAAGGAGAACAUUGGAGCACAGAGAACACAGCCAACGGAGAGCCCCAGGGUGCAGAGAUGUGAACCCUAUCCUGAUGUCAGUGUUUAUCUAGGACUGACUUCAGAACAUCCAAAGGCCGGUGCAGACUUGGAAAUCAAAGAGCUAAAGGAAUCGGGCAGUCAGCCCCAUUCACCAAGGGGUCACUCUUGUCCCACUGCAAAAGCAGCAUUAGGUCCUCAGCCCCUAAAUCCAAGUAUGAUGGCCCAGGCGCCUCAGAAUCCAGAUGUUCCUCCUCCUCCUGCUCCACUUGUGGCAGAAACCAAGAGCUCCAGUGCAAGUCAGGACAGCCUCCACAGCUUCGAAAUCAAUGAAAUCUACUCAGGCUGCUUGAAUGUAGGAGAUAACACAGAAGAAGAAUACCCAGUUGGUACUUUAGCUCUUGAGGGUGAUAAACCAAACCAGGCAGAUGAACUGCCAUCCCUGGAAGAAGAGUUGGAUAAGAUGGAGGAAGAGGCACACCUUUGUGAUGAGGACGAGAGCUCUUCAGAAGCUGACACAGAGCUCUUUGGUGACUGGGACUGGCAGAAUAGUUCUCUUAGUUUACUUAGUUUACCUGAGCCAACCAGAGAAGCCAAGGGCACGGUGAGCAGCUGGACAAAGACUGAGGAGUACAUCAGUAAAUGUGUGCUGAAUCUAAAAAUUUCACAGACAAUGGCUCAUGAGAUUACAGAUUUGGUGGGGACUAUUGAGCAGAAGUUAGAUGAGGUUGAGUUGAUACAGAAGGAGCACAUAUCUUUGUGGACUGCUUCAAGAUUAUUUCCAGAUGUCUGUGACUUACCUAGAGCAGUGGGCCCUCCAACUUUAAAUUACGUUCAUCCUGUCAUGCAGGUGUCAGGUGUCCCCCAGCCAGACACCAAUGGCCAUUGUCCAACACUGUCAAGGUCCCCAAGAACAAUGAAAGAAUUGCAAGGGGGUCAUUUUGGAAAAAAUGCCAAGAGAAGUAGCUAUGGCUGGAAACCUUUCACCCAAGUCUCUGAAGACAGCACUGAGGACCAGUCAGAGAGACAUCAGGACACAGGUGAACCAUUUCAGGCCACUCAAGGAGCCAAGGACAGUUUGGAAAGGAAGAACCAAGAUAGUAGGCAGGGAAGGUCUAGGGAGUCCAGUACCCAAGACAAAGUCAUGGAGCUAAGGAGUGACCUCUUCCCUAGGUCAAGCCAUGCACAGGGACCUUCUGGGUCAUCUUGCCCUUACCAGGGCUCCACCAGGAUCAAUGUGGAAUCUAUGUCUUCUGUAAUCUCUAAUGUGAAGUCAGAAAGCAAAGAUGACGGAAAGAUACGCUUAAAAUGGAAAACGGAGGUGAAAGAAACGGCUGAGAAGGCAGCUAGUGGGGAGCUCCCAGUCCUUCCUUGGCAUCCUCAGAGCAGUUCGAUUUUGAAGAGUGAGGUUGCACAUGGGUCCAGUCCCUUAUUGCAGCCCCCUACUAGGGGCCCUGAAAACAUGGACUGGCAGCGAGGAGUGCAGUUUCGCAGGGAGAAGGAAGAGCCAGGAGGAAAUGAUGUCAAAUUGAGGAAAGUGGACAACUGUGACCAUGACAGUGAGAAAUGUGGCAGACAGCCUGGGCCGCAGAACUUCACCAGUAUCAGGCAUCUUUCGCCUAGGAAAAAUGAGCAGCCAGAGCCUAGUGAAGCCUUUCAAGCAAGUUCUGACAUGUCUGAGACCACUGAGAAAUCUUACAAUGAUCAUGCUACACCAUCAUCAUGUUCGCCAGAAUCUUCUGAGGACAGAACAGAUGAAUUUUUAACUCCAGACUAUGAAUAUUUUUAUUCCUCGGCUGCUCAAGAAAACUUACCUCUAGAGACCUCAAGUCCCAUAGAAGAGAACUUUGAAGGAAUACAAGGGGAGGAAAAGUUCCAAAUGAAAAAAAUUCUUGAAAAGAACACUGAGAUUUUCACCAGAUUCCAAUCUAUGCAAAGUACUGAAUGUGAACAAGAAGAGACAUUAAAGGAGCCACCAAAGGAACUGAAAGAAAAAGACAUAUCAUUGUCAGACAUUCAAGAUCUGUCUAGUAUCUCCUAUGAACCAGAUGGCUCUUUUAAGGAAGCCUCAUGUAAAACACCCCAAGUAAGACAUGCACCUACUAGUGUCAGCACUCCACUCAGCCCAGAAUUAGUGGAAGCCAUCUCACAGCAUCAAAUUGAGGACCUACCUCCACCAUCUCAGGAGCUGCUUGAAGAAAUUGAGGAACUGAAGCAGCAGCAGGCCUCAUCCAUGGUGUUGCCUCAUCCAUGGAGGACAGCACGUCCUCCCAGCAUCACUGCAGAUGAUCCAAAGCAUUUGGAAGAACAAGAAACUGGCAGUAAUAAAGAAGAUAGCAGUUUGCUUUGGAUCAGAGAAUCACAAGAUCUAGGAGAGGACACAGAAAGAGCUCACUCUACUCUGGAUGAAGACUUGGAAAGAUGGCUACAGCCACCUGAAGAAAAGAACAUGGAGCUACAGGACCCCUGCAAAAGCUUUAAAAGGGACACAAAAACCAAGGAAGAAGACAUUGGUGAAAAGAAGUCCAAAAGGAAAGAAAGCAUCAAGCCAGAGAUAAGGAAAUCAGAGAGCUUUUUAGGGAGUUGUGACGAAGAUGAACUAAAACCUUGUUUUUGGAAGCGACUGGGUUGGUCUGAACCAUCAAGGAUAAUUGUCCUGGAUCAGAGUGACUUGUCAGACUGACUGGAAUUGGAUCAUAGAUGGAUUCCAGCCUGAUUUUGAGCAUCCUGGUUGUGAGCUCCUUUCUUCUUUCGUCUGCUUCAGUUAUCAGGGCAGCAAUCCAAGUUCCAUAUCUCACACUUUGUUCAGCUGCUACAGUAGUACUGGUUGUUUGACUGUGUAUAGGCAGCAUAUUUAAUUAUUUGUUUCCAAUCAGAUUCCUGAACAGUGCAAGGAAGUUGCAAUGUUAAAUUUUUUUCAUUGUGCCCAGUAUGGGUUUUGGUUUUGUUGAUGUAAAUUUUUGAACACUUUACUUCUGUUAUAUAAUAAAAUGUUUAUUUUACUACCGCUCA
Fukomys damarensis (Damara mole-rat) is the source of this 4131-nucleotide messenger RNA. It is a transcript of the gene Tex14, whose product is annotated as testis expressed 14, intercellular bridge forming factor. The coding region runs from base 8 to 3802 and encodes 1264 amino acids. Gene Ontology annotation, molecular function: protein kinase activity; ATP binding. Gene Ontology annotation, biological process: protein phosphorylation; male meiotic nuclear division; attachment of spindle microtubules to kinetochore. The transcript has 27 exons. The record is from RefSeq and is a predicted model, not a curated record. Lineage: Eukaryota; Metazoa; Chordata; Mammalia; Rodentia; Bathyergidae. Gene Ontology annotation, cellular component: kinetochore; intercellular bridge; midbody.